AUGUGGGAAGACUACUUUUCCGUUCAGAUAUUCUUCAUUAUUCUGCGUGAGACGCUGGAAUCUGCCAUAAUAGUCUCGGUGCUUUUGGCGUUCCUGAAGCAGAAUCUCGCGGCCAACAGUGGCGCCACGCAAACGGCUCUUGUGGUUGAUUCAAAGAGAUACAAGGGUCUCCAACUACAGAUCUGGCUAGGGGCGUUUUUGGGACUUUUUGUGUGUCUUGUGAUCGGUGGAAUUUUUAUUGUGACUUUCUACUUAUUGGGUUCAGAUCUGUGGUCCAAGGCUGAGAGAUUAUGGGAAGGAAUCUUCAGUAUAUUGUCCUCGGUGGUGAUCUCGGUCAUGGGAUUGGCGCUGCUACGUAUCAACCACCUUCAAGCCAAAUGGCAGUGGAAAUUGGGGCGCGCGCUGCGAAAUGGGCCAGAGGCCUUAGAGGCGGAGCCGGAUUCAGAGCGUGAAGUACUGCAACUGAGUUCUGGGCAAGUGUCCGGGAGAAAGCACAGACUGAAACAGCUCACUCGGGAAUAUGCGCUGGCAAUUUUGCCAUUUAUCACAACUUUGAGGGAAGGUCUGGAGGCGGUGGUGUUCAUUGGUGGGAUUGGAGUCAACCAACCGGCAUCGUCAUUUCCACUCGCCAUUGCAGCUGGAGGCUCCCUGGGGUUCCUCAUCGGCUGGACAAUGUAUCGCGGAGGUAACAAGAUGUCGCUGCAGUACUUUUUGAUAGCUUCCACGUGCUUUUUGUACAUGGUGGCAGCGGGACUGAUGUCCAGGGGUGUGUGGUUCUUAGAGCUGGAGCAGUAUGUUCGCAGAUGCAACGGGCAGGACAUGUCUGAAGUUGGUUCUGGGCCUGGUUCGUACGACAUUUCAAACUCCGUAUGGCAUGUGAACUGUUGUAACGGCCUGACUGAUGGAGGUUGGAUGCUGUUCAACGCGCUAGUGGGCUGGACCAACUCUGCUACAUGGGGGUCUGUCAUCAGCUAUAAUCUGUAUUGGAUUGCCAUUAUUGUGCUACUGAAAGUCAAGAGAUUUGAGGAGAAAAACGGGCAUUUGCCUGUGCUUCCCAUUCGCUUCCAAACCGCAAGAAUCCGCAAGAGACUAAUGAUCCAAGAGAUGUACUUGAAGGAUAGGACUGUGGGUGCUGACAACGUACCCGCCAAUGAUGACGCAUAUAAUGAUCUACACAGUACCCUGAGUGAGGAGCAGGAGCAUCGGGAAACGGAUAUGCUGAUUGAGUAA
Messenger RNA from Kuraishia capsulata CBS 1993, 1230 nucleotides. RefSeq lists its product as uncharacterized. NCBI's taxonomy places the organism in Eukaryota, Fungi, Ascomycota, Pichiomycetes, Pichiales, Pichiaceae. The transcript has a single exon. The coding region runs from base 1 to 1230 and encodes 409 amino acids. Gene Ontology annotation, molecular function: ferrous iron transmembrane transporter activity. Gene Ontology annotation, biological process: iron ion transmembrane transport. Gene Ontology annotation, cellular component: high-affinity iron permease complex; fungal-type vacuole membrane; plasma membrane. The record is from RefSeq and is a predicted model, not a curated record.